ACGGUGCGCGCGUCACGGGGCUGCCAUAACGGUUCGGCUCCCGUUUGGCGCGUGCUGAUCCAUUAGCAUGGGUCGCUGCGCCCCAGAGCCUCCGCGUGUCAUGUCCCGGCUGCGCCUCUGGGCCCCACUGCUGCUCCGCACGUGGCAAUCAUUGUGGCUGCUGGUCCAGGCAGCUCAGCCUCCGGAGUGGGCCCUGGACCAUGCCCAGCUGACCGCAGACCUCCUGGGGCCCACCAAGCCCUGGUCUUCACAGUCCUCUCAAUUCCCGCCCGAAUCGCUCCAGGCACUUACACCCCCAGGAGAGGGGUCCUCUGCUCCAGCCCAGAUGUUGUCCCUGCCUAAGGAGUUGACUGAACUGUUUCCGUUCCCGGACACGGAUUCAGUUGGUAAGCUGCCCCCAGAGGCAGAUCAGGAUCUGAUUCACAGGCUAACCCAGCUUGAAAGGCUCCCAGAGGUGGUUCCAAGGCUAGGUUGGGAUCAGAAUCAGACCAUAGCUCCGCCUCCUCGACUCCAAAGUACGAUUAAAACUGUAGGUCUAGAUCAGGCGGAAGAUCACCAGUCAUUUGAAAUACUUGUUCCACCUCUGGAUAGUCACAGUUCAAAGCCAACGAAGUUUAUUGUUUCACCCCCAAACCUGGAGAAAGAUCUAGCUCAGCAUCAAAGGCUUGCCAAAGUUGUUGGAACUCCAAACCAAUUUGCAAAUAAAGACCACCUACAACAACAGUUGCAGGAUGGUUAUUCAGAUUCCAGUAUGGAUAUCCUAUAUCCUGAGGUGAAUUUACCAAUGGAUUUCCCAGGGGGAUCAGAUCAACCUCCAAAGCUCCCUGAGGAGGUUGAAAUUCCUCCACUCCUGCAGGAGACCCCAAAUCAUCUAGAGUUGCCUGAGGAAGCUGAAUCUUUUUUGCCUCAGGUGGAGGCCCAGGCCGAACAUUCAGAGCCCCCUGAGGAGAUAGAAACAUCUCCAAUUCAGCAGGGGGCUCCAUCUCAGCCUCCAGAGAUCCUUAAGGAAGGUGUAAACCCACAGGAGACCCUGGCUGAGCCUUCAAGUACCCCUGAAGAAAUCAAACUUUCUUUACUCCAACAGAAAGCCUCAGCUCAACUGACAGAGGCCCCUGAGGAAGUAGAACCUUCGACCCCUCAGGAGGCCUCAGCUCAACUGACAGAGGCCCCUGAGGAAGUAGAACCUUCGACCCCUCAGGAGGCCUCAGCUCAACCGACAGAGGCCCCUGAGGAAGUAGAACUUUCGACCCCUCAGGAGGCCCCAGCUCAACCUCCAGAGCCAUCUAAGGAGAUGGUACCUCAACCAAUAGCACAUGAGGUGAAUGUGCCAUCUCUGAGUAAGAAUGAAGCUCAGUGGCCAAACUUCAACGUCACUGUUAAACCUGUGGAUCUG
This is a messenger RNA of Neomonachus schauinslandi (Hawaiian monk seal), 1393 nucleotides long. RefSeq names its product leucine-rich repeat-containing protein 37B-like. NCBI's taxonomy places the organism in Eukaryota, Metazoa, Chordata, Mammalia, Carnivora, Phocidae. The record is from RefSeq and is a predicted model, not a curated record.